AUGGCCAACGAACAAAAUUUGCCGACAAUAGCCUCCAUCUCCUCCCUUCCGAGAGAGGUGCUAGCUGAUGUUCUUGCACGUGUCGCGGCUUCUUCAUCCACUGAUCUUUUCUGGGCAAAACUAUGCUGUAAGCUGUUUUCCGAAGUUUUGGAAGGCAACAAUGUUUACCAGCGCGUGUCCUUGGACAAGUUUGAAAUCGUUCCAUGGCAUAAAAAUCAUAGAGUGUCCAAAUUCUUGAAGAAGUGUAGACAAAGUAAAAAUCCAGAAGCCUUGUAUCGGAAAGGGGUGGUAGGCAUCAUGGUUUUUGGCAAUUUGCUUCAUUUUAUUCUGCUUUUUACAUUCAAGCUAGAAAUGAACAACUUAGUCUAUGACAUUAUAAUUCUAGCUCUGCACUUCGACAACUUGGGUUUCUUUGGAAAAGGCAAGAAUGUGGAAGCAGCAUUGGAAUGCCACGACGAAGCUGCGCAAUCAGGCCACGACGAAGCUGCCUAUGCCUUGGGAAUAAUUUUCCUCUUUGGUGGGGACCACUUAAAUCCGAAAGGUAUGACUCUGAUUAGCGGCAUGAAGAAAUCAGAAACUCAAAAACGGAAAGUGAAACAUUGCCGUGACAGUUUGCGAAGGAUUCUGAGGAGGAUUUGGGUACAAAAUCCUGUGGUUCUAAGCCAAAGGCCCAUUUGUUAUGGCAUGCAGCAUAACAGUCGUAGAUGUUCAUGGCCUAUGCAUGAAAUUGAUGAAGAGGACAUCACAUGUGAAGGCUGUGCUUGUGAUGAUGAAAUUGCAACAAUUUGUGAUGCCUUACCUCCAUUUAUUGUGUAA
Coffea arabica (coffee) is the source of this 816-nucleotide messenger RNA. RefSeq names its product putative F-box protein At1g67623. Gene Ontology annotation, molecular function: protein binding. The record is from RefSeq and is a predicted model, not a curated record. NCBI's taxonomy places the organism in Eukaryota, Viridiplantae, Streptophyta, Magnoliopsida, Gentianales, Rubiaceae.